GAAAAGUGGAGAUCUAGGACAAAAUAUUAUUGUGGAAAUUUUUGGGAUGAAGAUUGUUGUUCAGUGCAAAGCAUGGUACUUAAAAGAUAUAAGUUGUGAUAAAGUUGAUGAGUUUAGAACGGUAGUGAGAGACGGGAAGUAUGCAUUCGGGGUUCUUGUAGGAGCUUUAGAAGAAAAUUUUGCUAUAGGAGCAUAUAAAUCGGCUAAAAAGUCAGAAGGCGAUGACGAAAUUAUUAUUAUAGUGUAUAAUAGAAUGUGUCAAGAUAUAAAGUGCAUAGGUGGUAACUUUGAUAAAUGGGCUAGAAGAAAAGAAUAUAGGGGAUAUAUCCAUAUUCCCAGCUUUAACGUUAAGUGUGAUACUAAAGGUUAUCUUGUUACUGCUAAUCCUCGUGAUCCUGAUUACUGUAAUAAAGAAAAUCUAACCAAAAAUCCAGAACAAUGUGACGAUGCCGAAUGCAAUCCUUAUGGGUAUACGAAAGAAUAUGUGCUACACGUUUAUUAUUCAUCAGCUGAUGUAUAUACUAAUGACUUACUAUUCAACAAAAUUCAAUGGUCCAAAAUCAAAGAUAAUACUUGUUUGAGCAUUUUUGAUGCUAGAGCUAGUCGAGUAUAUAUGACAGUUUGUUGUAAUCAUCAGGUUUCUGUAACAGUUCAUCGUACUAUUUUCCCUCAAACUUCCCUUUAUAUUAACGGCAAAAGAGUCAGCAAACAAGCAUAG
This is a messenger RNA of Dentiscutata erythropus, 718 nucleotides long. NCBI's taxonomy places the organism in Eukaryota, Fungi, Glomeromycota, Glomeromycetes, Diversisporales, Gigasporaceae. The record is from the annotation of a GenBank genome assembly.